This is a messenger RNA of Metarhizium brunneum ARSEF 3297, 1116 nucleotides long. RefSeq names its product Trypsin. The record is from RefSeq and is a predicted model, not a curated record. Gene Ontology annotation, biological process: proteolysis. NCBI's taxonomy places the organism in Eukaryota, Fungi, Ascomycota, Sordariomycetes, Hypocreales, Clavicipitaceae. Gene Ontology annotation, molecular function: serine-type endopeptidase activity.
AUGGUACGCAAGGUUGCUACUACGUUAACAAUCGCGCUUUGUGCUGCUUCAGCAUCGGCAGCGAAUAUUAACAAGAGGAUUAUUGGCGGAAAAGACGCAGAAUAUGGUGAAUUUCCAUUCAUCGUCAGCAUCCUCAGUAACAGGGAUCAUCCGUUCUGCGGAGGAAGUUUGCUAGAUAGCACUACUGUUCUUACCGCUGCCCAUUGCAUCACCGGAGCAUACUCGGUAAAGGCAGGAACACUGAACAGCUACACGGGCGGAGUGGAUGCAAAGGUUGCAUCUGCCAAGAUUCACCCCGACUACACAGAUGGCGAAUCUCCUUGGCAUGAUAUUGGCAUAUUGAAGUUGUUAGAUCCAAUCGAUCCGAGCGCAAUUAUAAGCUAUGCAAAACUGCCGGUGAACGGCUCAGAUCCCGCCAUCAAUUCCACCGCAACUGCCGCGGGCUGGACAAGGGGUACGCAAACAGCUCCCAAGUACCACCUGGCUGGUAUUGGCGCUGAUCGACUAAGCAAGGUUGUGAUUCCUAUCCGCGCACGCCAGCACUGUUCAAACUUGAACCCGCGUGCGGGUGUAGAUACCAUAGUAUGCGCCGGUGGUGAUGGUAAGAAUGUAUGUAAAGGCGACAGCGGCGGUCCUCUUAUCGACCGAGAAACAGGACAACUCAUCGGCGUUGCGUCAUUUGUUAUCAAGGAUGCAACUGAAAAACACUUCUACUAUUGCAACCUGUCCCCCUCGGUGUAUACCAGAGUCAGCCGUUACAUCACCUUUAUCAACGAAAACCUUGGAGAAUCUGGUUAUACUAUUCCCGAGCCUCUGAGCCCUGAAGCCCAGAGAAUAGCCAAGGCCAAGGAGCAGGUUGAGUUGCAUUGUACCCGUUUCAUGAACGAUGCGGAUGCCUGUAUGGCUGCAGCGCCUCCCUGUAUAGCUGCAGCCGAACCCUACAAGACAACCGACGAGCUCCUUCGAUGCGUUGACAGAAUGCAAGUCUGUGCUAGCCAAGAUGAGCCGGGCAAACUGAACCAAUGCAUAGAGAAUGCAAAGGCGUGUGUUGGAAAAGCGGAGGUGACUUUCUGGGACCUCGACGCGCUUGCUCAGUGCGCCAAGAAAGAUCUAUAA